AUGGCUACGCGAACUGCCUUCGUUUGUGGCGUGACUGGCACGCAGGGCGGCGCCGUGGCCAGCCAACUUAGAGCGCUUGGAUGGGGCGUACACGCUGCAACGCGAGAUGACAAGUCGAUUGAAGCCAAGUCUCUGGUUUCUAUCGGGGUCAAGCUUACGGACGGCUCGUGGGAAGGCGAGUCGGUCGAACUCGCCCGUCGCAUUCUGCGCAUCGCCAAAUAUUUUGGUAUUAAACACGCCAUCUUCUCGGGGUCCCUAGACCUCCUAGCGAUUCUAGGCUUUGAUCAAACCUCAUUCGUCGUUCCAUUCUUCCAAGCUAAACUAGACAUUGAGAAGGAACUCCAACGCUCGGGUCUCGAUUUCUGGACCAUCCUUCGCCCGGCAUUCUCCAUGGCCAACUUCCUGCCGCCCAAAGUAAACUUCCAAUACGGAAACGCCACAGACACUGGCGUCUUUCCCUCGGGAUACAACGCAGACACACCAAUCCCAGUCGUCGACCACCAAGACAUGGCCGCAUUUGCGGCUGCCGCUUUCCAGAACCCCGAGACUUUCUAGAACCCUGAAACUUUCCACCCCAAGACGAUUGACUUGGCUGGCCAUGUCAUUCCAUUCGGCCAAGUCCUGGAGUUGCUCUCGUCUACAGCGGGACGCCGCCUUGUCGGAAAGUACUUUUCGGAUGCAGCUUAACCAGGCUCUCGCCGAAGGCAAACCUUUCCCCAAGAUGCAGGCCUACGGUCGUAGUGUAGCACAACUAGUUGAUCUAGGUCAGGCAAAGGUCUG
Messenger RNA from Lasiosphaeria miniovina, 780 nucleotides. RefSeq lists its product as uncharacterized. The record is from RefSeq and is a predicted model, not a curated record. Lineage: Eukaryota; Fungi; Ascomycota; Sordariomycetes; Sordariales; Lasiosphaeriaceae. Gene Ontology annotation, cellular component: nucleus. Bases 1 to 555 code for a protein of 184 amino acids. The transcript has 2 exons.